UCGCUUGAUGUUAGUUCCUGAAGCAGGAUGACAGCUGAGCUGAACGGGUCGUAAAGGUACGGCAGCGCAGUCUGCAACAUUAACAACAAUCAUCACAAACUCCCGUGUUAAAGCGAAGGACCGACAGAUUUCGCCGUGUGACGCGUGUUUGUACCAAGUGUGUUUGAGUUUAUAAGAGGACGGUAACUGUUAACCUUGCGGAUAUUAUUUUAUCUUUUUCACCAAGAGAGAAAAAGAUCCGUGUCCGGAUGUGCCAGCAGUAUUUGGUUUUUCGCAUGGCGUAGGCACCUUUUCUUAAGCAGGAUAUUCUUGAUGUUUGGAGGGUCCGAAGAGGCCCUCGGGUCGACAGCUUAUCCCACUAACAUUAACUAUACUUCCAAAUUGACCAAUUUGUGUGGGAAAUGAUCAACGAAAUGAUUGUGCAAUAGAGAGGAAGACGCGCAGUAACACGUCUUGACAAUCUCAGUGUUGUGACUGUGGAGAGAGCAAGUCACCAGGAAUAAAUUGUGUUUUUGUUUCCCGGCCGUAAACCCAACAACGACGUGUUUGUGAGAGCUGUUACAAGGGAGACGAAAAGAGGAAAUAUUUGUGUCCUUGUCUCGUGUGUGCGUGCGUGCGUGUGUGUGUGUGUGUGUGUGUGUGUGUGUGAACCCCUCCAAGGACCGGGAAAACCUUCACGAUGACGGGCAGCACCCCAGCGGACAUGAUAAACCUGCGGCUUAUUUUAGUCAGUGGGAAGACGAAAGAAUUCCUCUUCUCUCCCAACGACUCUGCAGCAGACAUUGCCAAACAUGUCUAUGACAACUGGCCGAUGGACUGGGAGGAAGAGCAGGUCAGCAGCCCUAACAUCCUGAGGCUGAUCUACCAGGGCCGUUUUCUACACGGCAACGUAACACUAGGAGCUCUCAAACUGCCCUUGGGGAAGACCACAGUGAUGCAUUUAGUUGCCAGAGAGACUUUGCCUGAGCCAAAUUCCCAAGGUCAGAGGAAUCGAGAGAAGACCGGGGAGAGUAACUGCUGCAUCAUUCUGUAAAUACACACCUCCGCUGUCGGCCCUCCAUCCUUCUCAUCCAUUCUUGCCCUCAACAUCCUGAACCUACUGUAAUGAGCUUUGUCCCCUGUCCUGGAGGCUGUCAACAAUGUGGAUAUGCAUACAGACAAACACACACUCUCUUCCCCACCCCUCCUCUCUCACACAGACAUAGAAAGUAGACAGGGUCAUCCAGGACACAGAGUUUGGAGCAGGAAAUUGAUUAACGAUAGAGUUGAUUCCUUUGUUGUACUUGAUUUUUUGUCAUAACUGAAAAUCAAAGGAAGAAACUGGAUUUGCAUGUGUUUUUUUUUUCUUAAUGCGUACCUUUUUAAGCCUUCUGCCAUGUACAUGCACACAAACAUACACGUACACACACACACACACACACACACAAUAGACAUAUACACCCUGUCUAGCCCUCCUCAGCCGGUUUGUUAAGUCAGUUUCUUACUGGCUCCUCAUUCUAGCUAGUUGUCAUGGUAAUGCAGUGCCCAAGUUCGUGUGUGUGGCCUUCUUUUCUCAUACAGACCGCUGAGAAUUUGAACCACUAACAACAUACACACACACACACACACACACACACACACACACACACACACACACACACACACACACACACAUAUAUAUAUUCCCUGUCUACACAUCCAACCAUAUGUGCUUGUGUGAUCUCCCUCAGUGCAGCAGACAAAGCUUAGACGUGCCUGAUCAGAGAACUCAAACUAGGACACACACACAGACACACACAUAUACACACCUGUGUCCUUUUUACUGCCCUCCUCUGCAUGUGCCCUGAAGGGUCACAAGAGAGAAAUUAUUCCUUUUUGUCUGCAGAGCGCUGUACAGACCGCCCACACCCUACUCUUUCAGUCGUCAUAUUUUAGCCAAACAAAGCCUAACAAACAAACAAAUAGACAAACAACCAGUGGCAGUGGUCUUGUUUUGGUUAUUUGUUUGUCCAUGACAUUUGUGACUGUGUUUUGACAGUCCAUGUAUUUUACUGACCGACCAGUGUUGUGAUUAAUAAAACGUCAUGUCAGUCCUCCACAAUGCACCAUCCCUCAUUAUGCUCCUUUUUUUUAACAGUGUUGUGAAGGAUCUCUCUCUUGACAGUAGCUGUCCAAGCAGGGAAAUGAACUUGGAAUGAAAAUGUUCCCUAUUUGUUUUAAUUCGCUUAUUACUCUCUUCUUAAUUAUCUCUCUCUGCAUUAAUAAAUCCAUUUUGCACAACUGAAGCAUGUGCUCCUUCAUCAGAUUAAUAAAAAUGUAUAAAAAGUUUUAUUGUUUUAUUUUAUAUUUUUCCAAUGGAAGUAAUGUUCCAAACUAAGGUAACGUGUAGAAUAUAUUUAAUAUGAAUCUUAUAUAGAUCAUGAUGACUCUAGAUCUUGUUGAUAUGCAGUAUAUUGGUGUUUAGUCUAUGAUUGUGCGUACGGUUAGCUUCUAGCCAGUUCACAGUCACUCGCUGACAAUGUCUUGUGCUUAACAGCAGCAAAACCUCCCUAAUCAUCGACAGACUGUAUUUUUAUUUUCUUUCUUUCUGUGCUCUUUUAUUAUUAUUUUUUUCAUUUGUUUAUAAUUUAAUGUAAUCCUUUUUCUUUGUUUUUUUGCUUUAAAGAAUUGCUUUGUAACAGCACUAGGUCUUAAAAAAUAUUGUUUAUAUUGAUCAGGGUUCAAAUCUGUACAGAGAUAAACGUUUUCAAACCAAUUGUAAAUAGCACUAAUGCUCCCUCUCCCCCCUCCAAACUUCAAAAUGGAAUACAUCUGUAAUCUAAAUAAAGGUUAUUGAAGUGCA
Siniperca chuatsi (mandarin fish) is the source of this 2821-nucleotide messenger RNA. It is a transcript of the gene ubl3a, whose product is annotated as ubiquitin-like 3a. The transcript is spliced from 5 exons. Gene Ontology annotation, molecular function: protein binding. The coding region runs from base 680 to 1033 and encodes 117 amino acids. Lineage: Eukaryota; Metazoa; Chordata; Actinopteri; Centrarchiformes; Sinipercidae. The record is from RefSeq and is a predicted model, not a curated record.